UGUAUAAAAAUUAAAUACAAAAUAGAGCUGUGAAUAAAACACUAAUAUAAACUGUGGAGCAGUUUGUGUGUUUAUAAUUUUGGAAGUGUUUAAAUAGGUGUGAACUCCCGAGUACACGGCACCGCAAAAAAAAUAAGUGAGCAGCGAAAGCACCAUGUCGCAGAACUGCAAGUCCACGUACUCGCCGGCCACCACGCGCGACGCGAACAACAACACCCUGUAUCACGGCGCCGCCACACCGGGCUACGGGGGUCGGGGAUACACGCCCCCUAGUGUGAAGAGUGGAGGAAGCUACCAGCAAGUGACAGCGAAAGUGCUCUUCGGCAGCGUCACCGCGAUCAAUGACCUCAAGCAGCAGAAGACCGGGCGGGAUGACCGGCGGACGCACUAGCGACCUCUUGUGACAGAUAGCGAUUGUGAUAAGAAGAAAUGAUGGAAGCUAAGGUGUGAUCUCGGAUGAC
Molecule: messenger RNA, 461 nt
Organism: Pararge aegeria (speckled wood butterfly)
Lineage: Eukaryota; Metazoa; Arthropoda; Insecta; Lepidoptera; Nymphalidae
Exons: 4
Coding region: 155-391 (78 amino acids)
Source: RefSeq, a predicted model, not a curated record